AUGGGCGAGCGCCGAAAACUAGGAGAUGUCGCUCUGGACAUUGUCCUGUUCGCUGGCAUGAUGACAGCUGGUCUCUAUGUUGCUCGCACGUUUCUGAACCCUAUCUUGAGCAACCUGGUAGACCCCGACAAAGAGAAGCACGAACAGGCGAAGCGACAGGCGAAAGCUCAUCUCGACCGGCUAAGCCGGAGGCGCCAUAUCGAUGGCAUUGGCGACAAUGGGGCCGAUGGGGCCCGAGGCGGCUCGCGGGUCGAGGAGCUGGUGCUGAAUGAAUAUGAGAACCUGAUAGCCCUUGAAAUGGUCGCGCCCGAUGACAUUCACGUCGGCUUUGAUGAUAUCGGAGGCCUGGACAGAAUUAUCGAAGAACUUAAAGAAUCCGUCAUAUACCCAUUAACGAUGCCGCAUCUCUAUCAACAUGCCGCUUCGCUGUUGUCCGCGCCAUCCGGUGUUCUGCUGUACGGCCCGCCUGGCUGCGGCAAGACAAUGCUGGCAAAGGCUUUGGCCAAGGAGAGCGGCGCAUCGUUUAUCAAUCUCCAUAUAUCCACACUUACGGAGAAGUGGUAUGGCGAUUCCAACAAGAUUGUUCGGGCCGUCUUCUCGCUGGCUCGCAAGAUGCAGCCUGCCAUUGUCUUCAUCGACGAGAUUGAUGCCGUUCUGGGCACGCGGAGGAGCGGUGAGCACGAGGCCAGCGGCAUGGUCAAAGCCGAGUUCAUGACUCUGUGGGACGGAUUGACGUCGAGCAACUCUUCCGGCGUCCCAGCGCAGAUCGUCGUCCUAGGCGCUACCAAUCGUAUCCACGACAUCGACGAAGCCAUUCUCCGACGAAUGCCCAAGAAAUUUCCCAUCACGCUGCCGAGCCUCGAGCAGAGACGACGUAUCCUGCAGCUGAUCCUCAAGGACGCCAAGGUGGAUGCCGAGCACUUUGACCUGGACCACGUCGCCAAGAUCACGGCCGGCAUGUCGGGGAGCGACAUCAAGGAGGCUUGCCGCGACGCUGCCAUGGCGCCUGUGCGAGAGUACAUGCGGCAACAUGGCCGCGACGGCUCCAAGAGGCCGGUCGACCCAGCACAGUUCCGUGGAAUCAGGACGGAUGACUUCCUCAAACACCCAGGCGACCAAUAUCUGCUCGAAGUGCUACAGCAGCGCCAGAAGGGGUCUGGUCAAGCACCGGCGAACGAUGCGUACGCGGACAUUGAUGAAACGUUUAUCGAGCCCCAAGAUUAG
Trichoderma reesei QM6a is the source of this 1224-nucleotide messenger RNA. RefSeq lists its product as uncharacterized. The record is from RefSeq and is a predicted model, not a curated record. Gene Ontology annotation, cellular component: mitochondrial outer membrane. Bases 1 to 1224 code for a protein of 407 amino acids. The transcript has 4 exons. Lineage: Eukaryota; Fungi; Ascomycota; Sordariomycetes; Hypocreales; Hypocreaceae. Gene Ontology annotation, molecular function: ATP hydrolysis activity; ATP binding.